GAUGUCUCGUCGCAUUCAUGGAGAGUCUGGCGAUGCAGCUGCACGGGAGCCACUACUCUUCGGCGACUUGUAUCCAUCGUGCCUCGACUCCGACGAAGGAGAAAUUAUUUUCGAAAGUAGCGCAAAAGAUGCUUCUAAUGUGGAGAGUGCACACAGAAAACUUUCAUAUGAGGAAGCCAUCGAGGAAGCAGGUUUUGGUUUGUUUCAUGGCCUCCUGUUGGUGGUGUGUGGCUGGGCCAACGCCAGUGAUGCGGUUGAGAUAUUAUGUGUCUCCUUCCUGUUGCCAACAGCUCGUUGUGACCUGUCGCUCAGCUCCGCAGACAUGGGUCUGUUGACCUCCAGUAUCUUUUUAGGAAUGAUGGUUGGUGGGUAUGUGUGGGGUUACCUUGCUGACCAGAGGGGGCGCCAGAGUGUCUUGGUGAUCUCUUUGACUGUGAAUGGGGUUUUUGGGGCACUGGCAAGUCUGGCCCCAUGGUUCUGGCUAUUCCUCAUUCUGCGGUUCAUCAGUGGUGUGGGGGUGGGAGGUUCCAUCCCUGUCAUAUUCUCCUACUUCUCUGAGUUCCAGCCGCGCUUGAGGAGAGGGGCCAUGAUCAGUGGACUGGCCACCUUCUGGAUGGCAGGGAACAUCCUGGCAGCAGGUCUGGCCUGGCUGGUUAUUCCAUGGAGCUGGGCACAUUUUCCUUUGGGCUCGCUGGAUUUUCAGAGCUGGAGACUUUUCGUGGUACUGUGCUCUGUUCCCAGCCUGUCGUCUGCUCUCAUCUUCAGGUUGGCCAUGCCAGAGAGCCCCAAGUUCCUCAUGGAGGCAGGCCAGGAAGCUGAGGCCCUACGAGUCUUUAGGUUCAUGUUUGUUCUGAACAAUCGACAUUGUCCCAAACCCUUCCCAAUACCUGGGCUCCAAGUCCCUCCUCCACAGAGGAAGAACAGUCUGGACACUCAGGGACCUGGUUGUCUUUCUAACCUGCUCAAAAAGGGCCUGAGUCCAGUUCAGCAGCUGUUUAAGGCCCCACUCAGGGAGAGGAGUACAGUCCUGCUCAUCAUCUUUUACUGCAUUUCAUUUGGGUAUUAUGGUCUGUGGAUGUGGUUUCCAGAGUUGUUCAAAAGAAUCGAGGAUGGAGGUUCUCCUUGUGCCAAUGUCUCCCGCUCCCUGACACAGGACAACCACAGCUGCUACCCAGUCCAAACGGCAGUGUACAAGGAGGGAUUUAUCACUGCAGCAUCAAACCUACCAGGGAACAUUUUCACCAUUCUUAUGAUGGACACCAUUGGAGGAAAGACCUUACUUUCCUGCAGUCUCCUGCUCUCCAGUCUGAGUGUGUUUGCCAUUUAUGAAGUGAAGACCAAAACCCAGAGUCUGAUCAUGUCCUUCCUGUUCAGUGGAGUGUCUGUGGUAGCCUGGAAUGCCCUGGAUGUGGUGGGCACUGAGCUGUACCCCACGCACAUAAGGUCUUCUGCUCUUGGCUUCUUCACCGGAGUAGGCAGAGUUGCAGCCAUCAUGGGUAAUGUAGUCUUUGGCCAGCUGGUGGACACCAACUGUGCAGUUCCUGUGUUGGUGGUGUCGGCCCUGCUGCUGGUUGGAGGGAUCGCCGCUCUCCGCCUUCCCAGGACCAGGCAAGCAGAGCUCACAUAGGGUGGUGGGGACAUAAACUGACCAGGACCAGGCAAGCAGAGCUCACAUAGGGUGGUGGGGACAUGAACUGACCAGGAGAUGACACCACAAGGCUGUAUGCAAAACUACAUUUCUGGAAUUUCUAAGGAAAAGUAGUGUGUAUGUACGAGGGAAUUCUUGAGAUGUGAUACUAAAGGCUUCAUAAAGGUUUACAGGAGUCAUACUCUGGUCAUCUGGUGGGAUUUUCAUGUGGGGGUUUUUUCUCCGGCCUCAGUUGUAAUUGACCUGAUUUAAUCAAUCAACAGGGUAAGGAUUAGAAUCAGGUGGUUUCUAAAGAACAUGUUAAGGAUGUACUGUGGUUCUCCAGGAACAGGGCUGCUCAGCCCUGGUCUAAAGAUACCAAAUUAAGUCAUGAUAUCAUGAUACACAGUAUGUAGCCAAAUCACACCACUGGAACUCUGUGAAAAGAGACAUUUAGAAAAUGUAAAUUCCAGACCUUAAAUAAUUUCUUGCUGAAAUAUUUAUACAUCAGACAUAUUAAAUUAUGACCACCUCAUGCACAGCUGUAUAUACUAUGUGUACUUUCUGACCAAAGAGGAUACAGAACUUGCGUUAGAUUUUUCUUUACAUGUUAUGUCAAGACUACACUAUUAAUUCACAAUAACUUUUCAAUCAAUUCUUAACAUGCCAACAACUUGUGAGUUGAAAAGUUUGUAAAAUGCUCGUGAAUGUCUUGUCUGUCCCAGUGUGAAGAAGGCAGUCAGUCCAGCAGGCAUCAGGCAGAUGUCUUCUGACUCAAUCCCUCCACACAGACAACACACUGUGUUCACAUCAGGAUCUUUCAAUGCCAUAAUUGCAUCAAGUGCUGUGACUUAAGUCACUUUGUCCAUAUGCAACUGUACUUAUGUACAGUGUACACAAGAGAGUUCAUUUAGUGUGGUCCAACAUUUUGUAUAACAUAAGAUUGUUUUCUAAAAUGUUGUGUUUUUGUAUACACUGGACAAUAGUUAAGGUUCUUACAAUAAACGCAGUUAGCCACUUUA
Molecule: messenger RNA, 2649 nt
Organism: Hypomesus transpacificus
Lineage: Eukaryota; Metazoa; Chordata; Actinopteri; Osmeriformes; Osmeridae
Gene: sv2
Product: synaptic vesicle glycoprotein 2
Exons: 13
Coding region: 2-1627 (541 amino acids)
Biological process (GO): transmembrane transport
Cellular component (GO): membrane
Molecular function (GO): transmembrane transporter activity
Source: RefSeq, a predicted model, not a curated record